Scomber japonicus (chub mackerel) is the source of this 1560-nucleotide messenger RNA. It is a transcript of the gene c12h5orf22, whose product is annotated as chromosome 12 C5orf22 homolog. The record is from RefSeq and is a predicted model, not a curated record. Bases 109 to 1497 code for a protein of 462 amino acids. The transcript has 10 exons. Lineage: Eukaryota; Metazoa; Chordata; Actinopteri; Scombriformes; Scombridae.
UAGCCGGUUGAAAGGUUCCAGCAGGUUCAGCCAGCUCUAAAUAUCAAACAUGAGACAUGACUAAACAUUAUUUAGAGUCGGAGUAAACGCAAGUUAGCUGCUGUUAUCAUGAGUUGUGUCCCGCAGAAGAGAGUUUAUAAGGAGCUGCCGGUGUGUAUAGUGGAGGACCACCACGAUGUGGUGUGUCACAUCUAUCGGGCCAUUGCAUCAAGACAUCUCCCAAUGAAGAACAUCAAGAUGGUUCAUCUAGACUCUCAUCCUGAUCUCCUCAUCCCUGUCAACAUGUGUGCUGACACCGUGUUUGAUAAAGACAAACUAUUCAGUGAGCUGAGUAUAGAAAACUGGAUCAUGCCCAUGGUGUACGCUGGUCACAUGUCCUGUGUGGCCUGGCUGCAUCCAUACUGGGCUCAGCAGAUCAAAGAGGGGGAGCACAGGAUGAGUGUAGGUAGAGACUCAUCCACCACCACCAUCAGAGUGACCAGUAAAGACCACUACUUCCUCAGUGAUGGUCUGUACGUUCCUGAGAGGCAGCUGGAGAACAGUAAAGCCCUCCGCCUGGACGUGGUUAAAGUCGAUCCUGUUAAACCCAGUCAGCAGUCAUUCACAGGACAGAAAACGGAGGAAGAUACAAAGAGACGGUUCACUAAGAGAGCCAGAUCAGACUGUUCAGAAGGAGGAGAGACCAGCAGCUCCACAACGCUCCUAACAACCAGUGACACCCUGCAACCAGCAGAGGGCAGCAACACCUGCAACACAGCCAGAGAGGAAGAGCAGAGCAGGAAUGGCACAGGCCUGACAGAGAACACUGAGGAUGAGGAUGAGGAAGGAUCCACCAGUUAUGUUGUGAAGAGGAUAUCUUCAUUUCUAAGUGAGACUGAGCCGUACGUGUUGGACAUUGAUCUGGAUUUCUUCACCUGUAAGAAUCCAUUCAAGGAAUUAUACACUCAGGAAGAAUACAGCAUCCUGCAGGAGCUCUACAGCUUCAGAGGACCCAGACCUGAUGCUGAUGAGGAGGAGAUUGAUGAGUGUGUGGAUCGCCGCAUACGUCAGUUAGAGGAUUUGGAAGCUGCCUUUGCUGAUCUGCUGGAGGACGAUGGAGAAGAGAGCAUCACACGCUGGGCCAACAACCCUGGCAUGGCUUCAUUAACCCAACUGGUUUCCAGUCUGAAGAUGAGAAAUGCAUCCCCAGAUUAUGAAAUGGUCCAUCAGGCAGGUUUAACCUGUGACACUGUAGAGCUGCCUCACCAUAUCAGCCCUGAUGAGGAGAUCGACAGACUCAUCACAGCUGUACAGCUGUUUCUGAAGCGUCUGCCCAAACCUACACUGGUGACUAUGUCCAGGUCCAGUCUGGAUGAAUACUGUCCAGCAGAGCAGGUGGAUUCAGUACAGAACAGAGUACUGGCUGUGCUGGAGAGCCUGUACGGACCAUUGGAUAUACAAAAGGACUAUGAAAGCACCAGCACAGAGACUCAGAACUGUCAACCACAGGCUUCUUGACACAUCCACACACUUUCUCACAAGUUUGAUAAAGAAAAAUAUACACACCUUAAAAACCAACAG